Molecule: messenger RNA, 993 nt
Organism: Podospora anserina S mat+
Lineage: Eukaryota; Fungi; Ascomycota; Sordariomycetes; Sordariales; Podosporaceae
Exons: 2
Coding region: 1-993 (330 amino acids)
Cellular component (GO): cytosol
Molecular function (GO): holo-[acyl-carrier-protein] synthase activity; magnesium ion binding
Source: RefSeq, a predicted model, not a curated record
AUGGCAUCGCCAUCAAACAAAAAAGAACCUGUCCUCGUCCAGUGGAUCCUAGACACCCGCCCCUGGUACCCCGAAGCCACCCAAACCAAACAACUCGAGACUCAUGCCUCUCGAGCAUUAUCCCUCCUCCCAGAGUCAGAACGCGCCUCGGUCCUCCGCUACUUCCACGUCCGCGACGCCAAAAUGUCUCUCGCCUCCCACCUCCUCAAGCACUACGCCAUCACCAAGCUCACCCCCACCCCCUGGUCCGCCACAACCAUAACCCGCAACUCCAAAACAAAACCCGUCUACCUCGACCCCUCCACCGGCCAAGAGCCCGUCUCCUUCAACGUGACCCACCAAGCCGGCCUCGUCGCCCUCGUCGCCGUGGCCAACUAUCACUCGGGACAAGCAGACACAGGCGUAGACGUAGUCUGCACCUCUGAACGCCGCGACCGCGACCACAAGCUGAUCCUCACCGACCCCGCCGGCUGGCCCGGCUUCGUGGACAUGCACGCCGACGUCUUCGGCCCGGGCGAGGUCACCUACCUCAAAUACCGUGUCCUCUCCGCCGUGCCAGGUUUGGUAUCCGGUUCCAAGCCAGAGGACCUCAUCGACGGGAAGCUCCGCGCGUUUUAUGCGCUCUGGGCGUUGAGGGAGGCUUACAUCAAGCUCACGGGCGAGGCUCUCCUGGCCGAGUGGCUGAGGGAGCUGGAGUUUGUCUCUUUCCGCCCUCCAAGACCAACAGAGGCGUGGGGGGUCCCCGCUAGGGAGGAUGAUGAUGAUGAUGUCGACACAGAUACCGCGCAAGUGAUCAGGAAGUUUGAUAUCAGGUUCCGGGGGGAAAAGGUCGAGGAUGUGAAAAUGUGUUUGAGGUCUAUGGGGCCGGAUUACAUGAUUGCCACUGCCGUGAGGACGCCUGAUCGCAAAGAGGAUGCCCUGGGGUGGGAGCUGGGCCCGUAUGAGUUCCUGGAGUUGGACGAACUGCUUGAUUUUGCAGAGGCGAAUAGGUAG